AUGCCCGCCCUGGCCAUGCACGUCCUCACCCACAACCUCAAGCACAAGUGUGACGUGUGUGGCAAAGCCUUCAGCCGGCCCUGGCUGCUGCAGGGCCACAUGCGCUCUCACACCGGGGAGAAGCCCUUCGGCUGCUCCCACUGCGGGAAAGCCUUCGCCGACCGCUCCAACCUGCGCGCCCACAUGCAGACCCACUCUGCCUUCAAGCACUACAAGUGCAAGCAGUGCGAGAAGACCUUCGCCCUCAAGUCGUACCUCAACAAGCACUACGAGUCCGCCUGCUUCAAGGGCUCCGAACACAGCUGUGCAAUAGGGAACUAA
This is a messenger RNA of Apaloderma vittatum (bar-tailed trogon), 321 nucleotides long. Its product is annotated as transcriptional repressor scratch 1-like. The record is from RefSeq and is a predicted model, not a curated record. Gene Ontology annotation, biological process: regulation of DNA-templated transcription. Lineage: Eukaryota; Metazoa; Chordata; Aves; Trogoniformes; Trogonidae. Bases 1 to 321 code for a protein of 106 amino acids. The transcript has a single exon. Gene Ontology annotation, molecular function: DNA-binding transcription factor activity, RNA polymerase II-specific; RNA polymerase II cis-regulatory region sequence-specific DNA binding.